This is a messenger RNA of Argentina anserina (silverweed cinquefoil), 2039 nucleotides long. RefSeq names its product protein MICRORCHIDIA 6-like. The record is from RefSeq and is a predicted model, not a curated record. The coding region runs from base 120 to 2000 and encodes 626 amino acids. Gene Ontology annotation, molecular function: ATP hydrolysis activity. NCBI's taxonomy places the organism in Eukaryota, Viridiplantae, Streptophyta, Magnoliopsida, Rosales, Rosaceae. Gene Ontology annotation, cellular component: nucleus. The transcript is spliced from 20 exons.
UUUUGUCUGUCUUUUAAGUACUCAGAGUUCUCUAAUCUUCAGCUUGGUUUCUGCAAACUUGGGUCUGUGUUUCCUUCUGGGUUUUACAUCCAUUUCAGACUUUCAGCGUUUUAGAAGCAAUGAGAAAUUCAGACUAUGUGGAUUUAUCCAGUGAUGAUGAGGAAACUGGCGUCUCGAACUCUGUUUCUCCGGCGCUGAUAUCUCGGCAAUUCUGGAAAGCUGGACACUACAAGGUUGCACACAGACAGGGUCACAGAGCCGGAACUGAAAAUCAACAAAAUCAUAUGCGCAUACAUCCUAUGUUUCUUCAUUCAAAUGCCACUUCACAUAAGUGGGCUUUUGGAGGCAUAGCAGAGUUGCUUGACAAUGCAGUUGAUGAGAUACAAAAUGGAGCAACUUUUGUUUCCAUAGACAGGAGUUAUACUCCAUCAGAUGGGAAGCCAGCUUUGCUAAUUCAUGAUGAUGGCGGCGGAAUGGACCCAGGGGCUAUAAGGCGCUGUAUGAGCUUUGGAUUUACAGAUAAGAAAUCAAAAUUUACCGUUGGACAGUAUGGAAAUGGUUUCAAGACCAGCUCUAUGAGACUUGGAGCAGAUGCUCUGGUCUUCAGUCGUCACAGGUCACUGACUCAAAGUGUUGGACUUCUUUCAUAUACAUUUUUGACGCAAAUGCGCUAUGAUCAGAUACUUGUACCAAUGGUGGAUUAUGUGUUGAACAGCUCAUCUAGAACAUAUCAGCCCUUAAUGCCGCAUGGUAAACAACAAUUUUCUUCUAAUUUGACCAUGAUGUUGCAGUGGUCACCUUAUUCAACAGAAGAAGAGCUGCUGAAGCAAUUUGACGAUAUAGGGCCUCACGGAACAAAAAUUGUUAUAUACAAUCUUUGGUUAAAUGAUGAUGGAGAUAUGGAACUAGAUUUCAAUUCUGAUCCUGAGGAUAUUCGAAUCAAUGAUGAAAAAACAAGUCAGGAAAGUAAACCAAUUUUUUACCAUCAUGUGGCCAACCAAUUUCAGUUCUCUCUUCGUGUGUAUGCAUCGAUUUUGUACUGGCGGUUACCAACGUACUUCAAAAUAAUAUUGCGUGGACGAGAUGUUCAACACUACAAUAUUGCCUUGGAUCUUAAGUUUCAUGAGAUCAUCAAGUAUAGACCACAGGGAAAUCUGAAGGUUCGUGCGUCCUACAAAUUUUUUUCUUCUGAGUUAACUGCCGAUAUAGGGUUUUUGAAGGAAGCUCCCCAUGUGAAUAUUAAUGGUUUCUGUAUCUACCAUCGAAAUCGUCUAAUACUGCCAUUUUGGCGUGCACUUAAAAAUUCAUCAAAUAUUGGGCGAGGUGUUGUGGGUGUUUUGGAAGCCAAUUUCAUGCAGCCUACUCACAAUAAACAAGAUUUUGAAAGAACUCCCCUCUUCCAAAAGCUUGAAGACCGUUUGAGGCAAAUGGCAUCAGAGUACUGGCGUCUACACUGUGAAUUGAUUGGUUAUCCAAAACCGUCAAAAAAUCCCCGCAUAGAAUUGGAUCAUCAGGAAUCGCCUUCGUCGAGAACUCGAAAUUGCUUGUACCAGCCUGAGCCUUUGAAUCAUGGUUCUCAAAAUGAAAGUUCAGGAGCCUCUAUGAAUGCAGUGGGUUUCUUAGAAGAUUCUGAAGUCACUACAUUAGAAGUCUCAUCUGGAUUACUGGGAAAGUCAACAGACAUACACAAAAUUAGGAACCAAGGAGGUCUCAUGCUAAAGAGGAAGAAUAUUGAUCCUCCAGCGAGCCUACACCAUGCAAACAGGCACAUGGGAUCCUAUACUGAACAGCCUGAUAGCGCUGUAGAUUCAGAGAAGAUGUGUCUCGUGCAAGCAAAUAAAAAUCUCCGUUCACUGCUGUCAGAAAAGGAGAAAAUGGUGGAUGACCUCAAUUUGAAGGCUCAACAGCUUGGAAUGGAACGAGAGAGCUUAAUGAUAGAAUUUACACAGAUGCUGCUCGAAGCAAAACUGUUGGAGGGGAACAGUGUAGAUUUUUUCUAGGCGAAGAAGAAGUCACUUUUACCAUUUGUAUGGAAACUC